Molecule: messenger RNA, 594 nt
Organism: Galleria mellonella (greater wax moth)
Lineage: Eukaryota; Metazoa; Arthropoda; Insecta; Lepidoptera; Pyralidae
Product: protein KRTCAP2 homolog
Exons: 4
Coding region: 154-549 (131 amino acids)
Source: RefSeq, a predicted model, not a curated record
AGAUUUAAUCUAUGACUCCUCCAAAUGGCGUUUUACUGUCAACUGUCACUGCUGUAAUUGCUAUAGGUCAAAUGUCAUUAUUCAUUUGAAAUCUAUUUUUUUUGUCUCUAUUUAAUUCUUAUCCUAAAAUUCGAAUUUAAAAUACAAACAAUAAUGGCUGUCAACAGUGCCACAUCUUUCAUAUUAUCGUCAAUUCUAGCACUUUUGAUAUUUUCCGGCAUGCAAAUGUACAAACCGCUCAUAGUUAAAUCGCCCCUUACAAUAAUAUUUGGCGGUUACUUGGGUUCAGUUAUGUUUAUGUUCUUUGUCACCGCAGUUGGUAACUUAGAGGCCACUUUGUUUGGCAAGAACUUCCAACUGAAGUUGCCAGAGAUUAUAUUGUCUAUGGCUGUAGCCUUGGUUGCUUCUGGCAUGGUACACAGAAUAUGCUUCACUACAUGUUUGAUAUUUUCAAUAAUCACCAUUUACUAUAUGAACAAGUUGUCACAAAAGACUUAUGCUGCAAAUGCACCUGCUCCAGUUCCAGUCAAAAGCCGACGUCACAAAUAAAUUUUAUAAAAUUUCAUAUAUUCCACAAUAAAUUUUUAUAUUUUA